Molecule: messenger RNA, 1744 nt
Organism: Colletotrichum navitas
Lineage: Eukaryota; Fungi; Ascomycota; Sordariomycetes; Glomerellales; Glomerellaceae
Exons: 1
Coding region: 159-1421 (420 amino acids)
Source: RefSeq, a predicted model, not a curated record
UUAUGUCUCUCCUCUCUCUUUCUGUUCUUCAGUAUCUCUGAUACCAUCACAUUCGCUAAUACCUUGGACCCCGUUCAACGCUCUCUAUCUCCCCUCAUUUCCAUCCCAACCCAUCACAUUCUUUCACUUAUUCGAGAGAGCGCCACCACCAACAUACAAUGCGUUGCUCCGCCAUCGCAAUCCUCGGCCUCGCGGCCGUCAUCUCCGCAACAUGGGACGGCAAGUUCAGCUACCCUCCCGGCAUCGAGCCCCUGGGCAUGGCCAGCGGCAAUGCCGACUUCAACAUCAAGACCUUCGGUCCCUCAACGGCCCCGCCAUCAGACUGCAUCUCCGUCUGGCACCCGCCACACCCCAACGUCUACAUUGAUGACUGUGACAACGACAAGGAGCACGGCUGGCACUGGGUCCACCCGGGCAAGCCCAAGGACAGUGACAAGCCUGAUCAGUCGUGCGACAAGUGCGACAAGCCCGACCAAGAUAAGCCCGGCAAGGACAUGCCUGACCAGCCGUGCGACAAGUGCGACAAGCCUGGUAAAGACAUGCCUAAGCAGCCUGAUCAGCCUUGUGACAAGUGCGACAAGCCCGACCAAGAUAAGCCCGGCAAGGACAUGCCUGACCAGCCGUGCGACAAGUGCGACAAGCCUGGCAAAGACAUGCCUAAGCAGCCUGAUCAGCCGUGCGACAAGUGCGACAAGCCUGGUAAAGAUAUGCCUAAGCAGCCUGAUCAGCCUUGUGACAAGUGCAACAAGCCUGAUCACGACAAGCCCAAGAAUACAAGCCAGCCAGCGCAGCCAGCGCAGCCUGCGCCGACCAGCUGGAAGUGGACGACCUCGACCAUCACCCAAACGGCCUUUUCCACCGUCUUCAGCUGUGCACCCACCGUUACCAACUGCCCCGGCAACGGCGGUGGCGCCCACUACACGACUGUCACCGUCCCUGUCGUCACAACCAUCUGCCCUGUCCCCGUCGUGCCGAUCCCCGCUCCGACGACGGUGCCCGCUGCUCCUCCGGCGCCGCCUGCGCCGCCUGCACCACCUGUAGUGCCGGUUGCUCCUCCAGCACCGCCUGCGCCGCCUGCACCACCUGUAGUGCCGGUUGCUCCUCCAGCACCGCCUGCGCCGCCUGCACCACCUGUAGUGCCGGUUGCUCCUCCGGCACCGCCUGCGCCGCCUGCACCACCUGCAGAGCCAGUCACUCCUCCCAGUCCUCCCGUUGUUCCUCCGGCGCCGUCGAACCCGCCCGUUGUCCCCCCUGCCCCCACGACCACCAAGCCCGAGAUCGGCACCAUCGGCACCAUCACCAGGCCCAACCCCACCGCGACCACUAGCCUCGCCAUUGUCACUGCCGGCGCUGUUCAGAACGCCCAGCGCGCGGGCGGUGCCGUCGUCGCCGCCGUCGUCGCUGUCGCUGCCUUCAUCUGAGAGCACUCCCGGCGGUUGCGGACUUGUCUGUCUUUUGCUUUUACACGUGUCACUAGAACGAAGCCCAGCAACAGGUUUUCGGGCAGAGUAGAGGCACAUCACAACGAUGGCUUAUGGAUACAACAUCGAUUUAUGGUUAUGGUAAUGACUGGGUUUCAAUAUACGAUCUUGGGACUUCAUUCGGACGGCGUAGGGUUGGUUCCUCGGGCUUCGCAAACUUGGGCGAAGGGGGAAUAGGAACUCUGGAGUCCAGGAAAGCCUACUUUAUUAGUUAAGGCUAAUACAACGGUUAUGUUUUCUUCUUUUUCUUCAAUAUUUUGAAU